Messenger RNA from Striga hermonthica, 987 nucleotides. The record is from the annotation of a GenBank genome assembly. NCBI's taxonomy places the organism in Eukaryota, Viridiplantae, Streptophyta, Magnoliopsida, Lamiales, Orobanchaceae.
AUGGCGUCUAAACGAUCGGACCAGACAGGCGCAGGGAACUUGACCUACUUAGCCUUCAUUUGGAACAGCAUCCAAAUGCUUGUUGGUCUGGCGCUGGCAAUACACGAGAUAAACAUCUGCGGCUGCGAUACUAGUGAGGAGUCUGGCCUAAGUCUGAUUCCUAACUCCUUUUUUUGGGUGAAUGGUAGCGAGAGUAACCGGACUCACGGAUCCCUUGCUGAUCCGGGCGAGGAAGCUAUUAGUGUCGCGCCGCCCGCUCAGAGCGGAGAGCUACCCUCGAACUCCCGCUCGACACCUCCUUCAAUUUCAAACACUCAAUCUUCUUCGUGGGAGAAAUAUUUGUUGGGUGGAACGAGGGGAGACGAAGCAAGCAGCGCCCCACCCGCAACCAGGGAUGAAGCGGGGCCCUCUAGAAUAGGUAUAGAGAACCCCUCUUCCGUGGCUCCGACACAGCAGGAUGCCCCCGUGCCUGCUGCCCACCCUGCAGCUCCCAAUCCACCGGUUAUCCCACAAUUUCUCCCUUUAAUUUCCGAUGAGCGGAGUUUGUUCGAACUUACGCAAGCCCUGCGUAUUUCUUUCUUCGGUCGAAACCAAAUAUCUGACUUACUUUUAUUCGACCGCGUCUUAGAAAUAGCGGUUCCCAUAGAAAGGAAUGUGGAAGCCGCUUUACUCGAUGAUGGAUUUGAUGCAGAGCGUAUCCACUUUCGACUAAAUGAGAUCAGAGAAGUCCUUUUUCGCCAGCAUAAUAGGCUGCUGUCGGAACGGGCACUCGAUCACUAUUUAAAUGAAAUCCGAACGAAGGGAACGCGGCACAGCACUCCCUAUCGGCGGGCAAGGAAUCAAUCGGAAGAUGCUGCUAUGCAUGGAAAUCGACUUGCUAGCUUUCGCCCAUAUAUCCGACGCAACUUUCUCGGUCAGAGGACACUCUUCAGAAGGGAAAUGAAGGUGCUAUCCAAGAUCCCGGGAAAAUGCAAACAAAAAGGGUAG